This is a messenger RNA of Schistosoma rodhaini, 474 nucleotides long. Lineage: Eukaryota; Metazoa; Platyhelminthes; Trematoda; Strigeidida; Schistosomatidae. The record is from the annotation of a GenBank genome assembly.
AUGAAGUUGGAAGUGUGCUCUUACAGUGGUUUCAAAGUUUAUCCGGGACAUGGAAAACGCGCUAUCCGCAUCGAUGGUCGUGGGUUUUACUUCAUAAACAAAAAAUGUGAACGGUCUCAUUUCUUAAAGCGUAAUCCGCGCGAAAUCAGCUGGACGGUGCUCUACCGAAGGAAGUACAAAAAAGGGAUAAGUGAAGAGCUGGUAAAAAAGCGAACUAAACGUGUAACCAAGAGUGCUCGAGGUAUUGCAGGAGCAAGUCUGGCUGAAAUCAUGGCUAAACGCAAUCAAAAGCCAGAAGUUCGUAAAGCGAUGCGUGACCAAGCCAUACGUGCAGCUAAAGAAAAACAAAAGCAAAAAGAAAUGGAGAAAAAGGUGAAGAAGGUCGAAAAGAAAAAGCCCCAAGUAGCCCCUUCAAAACAAAAAGCCACCAAGAUUACUCAAAAGGCUGCUCCUAGAGUUGGUGGAAAGCGUUAA